AUGAACGUCCUCGUCUACACCGGUUCGGAUGUAUCUUCGACUUUCCACCAGCACACCCUUUCCUCCAUCCGCUCCAUCUUGGCCCCGAACUACGCCGUGCAAGCCGUCAACUCGACGUCCCUCGCCUCGCACCCAUGGUCUAAAGGAUGCGCAAUGCUCGUUAUGCCUCCUUUACUGUCUCAGGGCCAAACCGGAACGCCAGAAUCACCUUUCAACACCGCUGCGGCUCAGGCGGUCCAGAAGUAUGUCGUCGCUGGCGGGCGUCUUCUGUCGCUGGGGAAUGUCGCUCGCGUGAGCCCAGCUCAGACUCGGGGGCUGCCGGACACGUCAUCGAGCAGCAAACUGUCCCUGGAAGACGAGGAUCGCCGAAUCGCCGUGACGAUCGCUCCAAGCACCGAUGCUCCAGCUUCGGCCGACGUGCAAGUGGUCAACAGCUACGUCGUCGAGGGAUUGCCGACAGCAGGCUCGAUCGAUCUGACUGCGAUACCAGACCUGGGGAAGGUCGGCGUCGAAGUCCUCGCGCGAUAUCCAUCUGGCGCGACGGUCGCUGGCGCAAACAUCCCACUCGGCCAGGGAGUGGUAGGCGUGUGGACUCUGUGCGUUCCACAAGAGUACGCCGCGCAGCCCGGAAUCAUCGCACUCCUCCGCUCGACCAUCGACGCCCUUGGUUUGCAGCUCUCCAUGUCGAACGCAGUCGCACGGCCCACCCCUCAAGUUCUCUGCUCAGCACCUUGGCGUCCUGGCGUCGUCGAGCAUGCCCUCCGUUCAAUUGGUGUCUCGGCUCUUACGCACGAGCUCGCGGACAAGAACGACACCUUUCUCUUCCACUCGCAGGAGCAGGCGACGGCUGUCUUUGAGCAGCAGCGGGUUGCGGCAGAUACCGUGAGCGACGACUCCACGACGUGGAAUCCGAAGCACAUCGUCGUCUACCCCGGCGCAAUCCUCCCUGCCACCGAACUCACGCCGCGCUUCAAUAUCACUGCAUACUACGAAGCUCUCGCGGACGCCCGGAAAGGACAAGCAUGUCCGGACACCUAUGAAGACGAUACCUGGGGAGUGGGGGAAGCGCUGUUGUAUGGCGAGGUUGUGACCAGCACACAGACGAUGCUCGACAAAAACACCCAUCUGCUCACUUCCCUCCCGACGCCGCUUGUCUCGCUGGCCUCAAUGCAAUUGACCGGUCGAGGCCGCGGUGCGAACGUGUGGCUCUCCCCUCCAGGAUGCCUCCAAUUCUCCCUUCUCCUGCGCGCGCCUCUGUUAGCGCUUCCGGGCUCGCGCCUCGUCUUCGUGCAGUACCUCGCGGCGCUCGUUCUUGCGGACGCGUGCCGGGAUCCCGCGGUUCUCGGAACUUCAACCGGGGAUGCUGUGCGCAUCAAGUGGCCGAACGACAUAUACGCAAUCACCCAGGAUGGCGAGAGGAAGAAGAUCGGCGGCAUCCUGGUCAACACCAGCUUCGGCCAAGGCAAGGUCGAGAUCGUCGUCGGCUGUGGCCUCAACGUGCUCAACCCGCCGCCGAUCCUCUCACUCGGGCAGCUCGCGCGGGGCAGCGCCGCCCCGCCGACGAUGGAGCGCACCUUCGCGGCGAUCAUGGCGCGCUUCGAGCUCAAGUGGUCCGAGUUCCUCGCCGCGCGUGGGUCCUUCGAGCCGUUCAUGGAUGAGUACCUGGAGCGCUGGCUCCACUCGGACGAGCUCGUGACGCUGACCACGGUGUCGCCGGCGCGCAAGGUGCGCAUCGUGGGGAUAACGCCGGAGCACGGGCUGCUGCGGACGAUGGCGGAGCCGGACGCGUUCUCGUCUCUUCGAGGUGGAGGCGGACCGGAGUUCUUUGACCUUCAGCCGGACGGGAACAGCUUCGACCUUUUGGCAGGACUCAUCAAGACGAAGGGGGCGUGA
Molecule: messenger RNA, 1893 nt
Organism: Epithele typhae
Lineage: Eukaryota; Fungi; Basidiomycota; Agaricomycetes; Polyporales; Epitheliaceae
Product: class II aaRS and biotin synthetase
Exons: 4
Coding region: 1-1893 (630 amino acids)
Biological process (GO): protein modification process
Cellular component (GO): cytoplasm
Molecular function (GO): biotin--[biotin carboxyl-carrier protein] ligase activity
Source: RefSeq, a predicted model, not a curated record